Molecule: messenger RNA, 972 nt
Organism: Lathyrus sativus (Indian pea)
Lineage: Eukaryota; Viridiplantae; Streptophyta; Magnoliopsida; Fabales; Fabaceae
Source: the annotation of a GenBank genome assembly
AUGUUCACCGCUACCAAAGUAGCUUUCACAUUAACACCCCCUCGUCCAUGUUCUACACCUCCCCCAACACCUUUCGUUCCAAUCUCUUCUUCGCUUUCUCGUCCUCAUCUUAUUCACUUCAAUUCCCGUCACCUAUGCCUUCGCCGGAGACUAUUCCUACUUUCACCUAAAGCCACCGCAGAUCAACAAGGGAAGGUUGAAGAAUUUGAAGGAGAAGCUGUUGAUAGGAAUGUUCUUCCGUAUUGUAGCAUAGAUAAAAAAGAGAAGAAAUCUGUUGGGGAACUAGAGCAAGAAUUUCUUCAAGCGCUUCAAUCGUUCUAUUAUGAGGGAAAGGCUAUUAUGUCGAACGAAGAAUUUGAUAAUCUCAAGGAAGAACUCAUGUGGGAAGGAAGCAGUGUUGUUAUGCUAAGUUCGGAUGAACAGAAAUUUCUUGAAGCUUCUAUGGCUUAUGUGUCUGGAAAUCCAAUUUUGAAUGACAAAGAGUAUGAUGAGUUGAAAAUGAGGCUAAAGAGGGAAGGCAGUGAAAUUGUUGUUGAGGGUCCAAGGUGCAGUCUUCGAAGUAAAAAGGUUUACAGUGACCUGUCAGUUGACUAUUUAAAGAUGUUCCUGCUGAACGUCCCAGCCACCGUGAUUGCAUUAGGAUUGUUCUUCUUCCUUGAUGAUCUGACGGGAUUUGAAAUCACUUACUUGCUGGAGCUGCCGGAGCCCUUUAGUUUCAUUUUCACUUGGUUUGCGGCUGUUCCUCUCAUUGUAUAUCUAGCUCUAUCACUAACAAGAGCCAUUAUUAAAGAUUUUGUGAUUUUAAAGGGUCCAUGUCCAAACUGCGGAACUGAAAAUACCUCCUUCUUUGGAACCAUACUGUCAAUUUCAAGUGGUGGUUCCAACAACAAAGUCAAAUGUUCCGACUGUGCAACUGAAAUGGUGUAUGAUUCAACUACAAGAUUGAUUACAUUGCCAGAAGGAAGUAAAUAA